GAUCCAUGUGACAGGCUCUAUUGUUGUCGAGUGAGAAUAAUAAGAAGUGAGAAUGGUGUCGAAGGACCAAGGGGAUAUGGAUGACAUUCGGAAGGAUUCCGAGGAUUCCUGCACAUCAUCCGAGGAAUCCACCGAAGAGAUAGAAGAUCUUUGGGAAAAGCUGGGGAGACCUCGGAACAUCGUGGCCCCAAUGGUCGACGCCAGUGAAUUAGCCUGGCGACUCCUCUCCCGUCGCCACAACUCCCACCUCUGCUACACCCCCAUGUACCACGCCCAAGUUUUCUGCAGAGACUCCAAAUACAGGAAGGAUGCACUCGCAAGCUCUCCCGAGGACCGACCGCUGAUAGUUCAAUUCUGUGGAAACGAUCCCAUUACACUGCUGGAGGCGGCGCAGUUGGCCGAACCGUUUUGCGAUGCAAUCGACAUUAAUAUUGGAUGUCCCCAGGCUAUCGCGAAACGAGGACGUUACGGUGCUUUUUUACAGGACGAUUGGGAACUUCUAGAGAAGAUAGUUAAAACAUUGAGUAGAGAAUUGAAAAUCCCGGUGACCUGUAAACUUCGAGUGUUCUCUGAGAUAGAGAAGACAGUGGCUUAUGCUAAAAUGUUGGAAGCAUCGGGAGCCCGAUUAUUGACGGUUCAUGGGAGAACGAGAGAGCAGAAGGGUCCAAUGACAGGCUUAGCUUCUUGGGAGCACAUAAAAGCAGUUCGUGACUCUGUGAAAAUUCCAGUAUUUGCGAAUGGCAACAUCCAGUGCCUCCAAGACGCUGAGAGAUGCAUUUCAGAAACUGGGGUGCAAGGAGUUAUGUCAGCAGAGGGGAAUUUGUUCAACCCCUUGAUUUUCGAGGGCUGUUAUCCCCCGAGUUGGGAACCAGCUGAAGAGUACCUGAAUCUAGUGGAAAAAUAUCCAGCACCGCCUGCCUUUAUUCGCGGGCACUUGUUCAAAUUAUUCCAGCAUACAUUAUGUUUACCAGAGAAUGGGGAAGAGAGAGCCAACUUGGCGAGUAAUUCGAGUAUGGAGAGCUUUAGAACUGUAGUUAGCAAAUUGAAGGAACGAUAUUCGCCUUAUCACGAGGGGAAGAUCGUUUGGGACUCGAAACAAGAAGACUACAAUCUAGUUCUUCCUCCCUGGCUUUGUCAACCGUACGUCAGAGAUUCCCCUGAGGUUCACGUAAACAAAGUUGAAGCCAGAAGAAAAGAAAUGGAAACUAUAGGGGUGAAACGGGAUUAUAUGGACGAAGAGGGCAACCUCGUCUCUCGGAAGAAGAUGAAGAAGCUGAGGAGAAUGGCCAGGAAACCCCAUCGAGGUCCCAGUGUUAAGAAGGGCUCAGAGCUUUGCACUGCGUGUCCAAAUCCUGUGGGCACAAAGUGCGAAUACAAAAUGUGUCGUCAGUGCUGUAGAAAUAAAUGUUUCAAUGACAACCUAGACUGCCUGGGCCACAGGAAUCUCACGAAGACUCGUAGGAAAAUGGCAGUGGAGUUCAGAAUGCAACGCGGAGAAGAAUACUCCACAGAAAAACUGAUCAAUAACACUGAUUAAUUAAAAGACAAAUGUUAUGUAUUUUUUAAUAAAAUAGUGAAAAUUA
Messenger RNA from Diachasma alloeum, 1583 nucleotides. It is a transcript of the gene Dus1, whose product is annotated as tRNA-dihydrouridine(16/17) synthase [NAD(P)(+)]-like. NCBI's taxonomy places the organism in Eukaryota, Metazoa, Arthropoda, Insecta, Hymenoptera, Braconidae. Gene Ontology annotation, biological process: tRNA processing. The transcript has 9 exons. Bases 53 to 1537 code for a protein of 494 amino acids. Gene Ontology annotation, molecular function: flavin adenine dinucleotide binding; tRNA dihydrouridine synthase activity. The record is from RefSeq and is a predicted model, not a curated record.